Molecule: messenger RNA, 7892 nt
Organism: Peromyscus maniculatus bairdii (prairie deer mouse)
Lineage: Eukaryota; Metazoa; Chordata; Mammalia; Rodentia; Cricetidae
Gene: Lmbrd2
Product: LMBR1 domain containing 2
Biological process (GO): adrenergic receptor signaling pathway
Cellular component (GO): membrane
Source: RefSeq, a predicted model, not a curated record
GAGCCAGACUGACUUGGGGGAAAAUGUCAGCCGAUUGACUGGGUCCGGCUUUUUUUUUUUUUCCUUUUUCCCCCCUCCCCGGAGCCCACAAGGCCUUGGGGGGACCACCGCCGCGGUCGCCCCGGACUGUGGGUCUCUCCGACCGCGGCCCUGCUGCGGCGGACGCGAAGCUUCUCAGUCCCUUGCAGACGCUGUCUGGCGAGAUCCCACGUGAACAGAUAUGGUCCAGAACUGUACAUGAAUCACAUUAGUUGGAGAUCGUGAGCAUUCAAUAAUGAGUGGUGCAGCUUUAGGACUUGAGAUCGUUUUUGUCUUUUUUCUGGCAUUGUUCCUCCUUCAUCGAUAUGGAGACUUUAAGAAACAGCAUAGACUUGUAAUCAUUGGAACACUGCUCGCUUGGUAUCUCUGCUUUCUUAUUGUCUUCAUACUGCCACUGGAUGUUAGUACGACAAUAUACAACCGAUGCAGACAUGCUGCUGCAAAUUCCAGCCCUCCUGAAAAUAAUAAUGUUACGGGAGUGUAUGCAUCUGUCACCCCAGCUCCGAGACAACACCCAUGUUUCAAGCCAUGGAGUUACAUUCCAGACGGGAUCAUGCCAAUUUUCUGGAGGGUAGUUUAUUGGACAUCACAGUUUUUAACAUGGAUUCUGUUACCUUUUAUGCAGUCAUAUGCAAGAUCUGGAGGGUUUUCCAUCACUGGAAAGAUAAAAACAGCCCUGAUUGAGAAUGCAAUCUAUUAUGGCACUUACUUGCUGAUAUUUGGAGCAUUUCUAAUUUAUGUGGCUGUAAACCCACGUUUGCAUUUAGAAUGGAACCAACUUCAGACUAUUGGGAUAGCUGCUGCUAACACAUGGGGUCUCUUUCUUCUUGUCUUAUUAUUGGGGUAUGGCCUGGUGGAGAUUCCUCGGUCAUAUUGGAAUGGAGCCAAAAGGGGUUAUCUACUUAUGAAGACUUACUUUAAGGCAGCAAAACUGAUGACAGAGAAAGCAGAUGCAGAAGAGAAUUUGGAGGAUGUAAUGGAGGAGGUUCGUAAAGUAAAUGAAAGCAUUAAGUAUAACCACCCAUUGAGAAAAUGUGUUGAUACAAUACUUAAAAAGUGCCCUACAGAUUAUCAGGAAAAGAUGGGUAGAAAUAUGGAUGAUUAUGAAGAUUUUGAUGAAAAGCGUAAUACCUACCCAAGUGAAAAAAGCUUGGUAAAAUUGCAUAAACAGGUUAUUUAUUCUGUUCAAAGACACCGUCGAACUCAAGUGCAAUGGCAAAUUCUUUUGGAACAGGCAUUCUAUCUAGAAGAUGUAGCAAAAAAUGAAACUAGUGCAACUCAUCAGUUUGUUCACACCUUUCAGUCACCUGAGCCAGAAAAUCGAUUUAUCCAAUAUUUUUAUAAUCCUACAGUUGAGUGGUACUGGGAAUGCCUGUUGCGGCCAUGGUUUCACAGGAUCCUUGCUGUGGUUUUGUCCAUCUUCUCUGUGAUCGUUGUCUGGUCAGAGUGCACCUUCUUUAGCACGACUCCUGUCCUGUCUCUCUUUGCAGUCUUCAUACAGCUGGCAGAAAAAACAUACAACUAUAUUUACAUUGAGAUUGCUUGCUUCCUUUCCAUCUUCUUCUUAAGUAUCUGUGUUUACUCUACUGUGUUCAGAAUUCGAGUAUUUAAUUACUACUACUUGGCUUCACAUCAUCAGACUGAUGCUUACAGUCUUCUUUUCAGCGGCAUGUUAUUUUGCCGUUUGACUCCCCCUUUAUGUCUUAACUUCUUGGGAUUGACCCAUAUGGAUUCAUCCAUCUCUCACCAGAAUACCCAGCCAACCGCAUAUACAUCUAUUAUGGGUUCCAUGAAAGUUUUAUCCUUUAUUGCAGAUGGAUUCUAUAUAUAUUAUCCUAUGUUGGUGGUAAUUCUCUGCAUUGCUACGUACUUUAGUUUGGGAACCCGUUGUUUGAAUCUGCUUGGUUUCCAGCAGUUCAUGGGAGAUAAUGAUAUGACAUCAGAUCUAGUUGAUGAAGGAAAAGAAUUAAUCAGACGAGAGAAAAGAAAAAGACAAAGGCAAGAGGAAGGUGAAAAUCGAAGAAGAGAAUGGAAAGAACGUUAUGGACACAACAGAGAAGAUUCUACUAGGAACAGAAAUGUUCAUCCUGACCCCAAAGAGUCAAAUUUCUCAGAUACUACUACCAAUUGGUCAUCCAAGUACACCAGGGCUAAUAACAGAACUGAAAGAGACCGAAUAGAACUUCUCCAGGAUGCAGAACCUUUGGAUUUUAAUGCUGAAACAUUCACUGAUGAUUCUCUGGAACCUGAAUCAGGAAGGUAUCAACCUGGUGGACGAUAUCUCUCUAUGUCUUCCAGCAUAAUAUUUGAAGAUAUCUAAAGUCUGAAGAAAAUCAUGGCUCAAGUAACCAAGGUCAUCACAUCAGCUCAGCCUUUAUGAACAUCAUUGUGACCUACAAUUCAUCUGUACUCUCUGUGAAUAAUAAGGAUAACAAAAAUGGCAUUGAAAAUGGAUCCCAUCUUAACAAUAUUAAGUUAUUGUUUGUUAACUAGAGUAUCAUCUUUUUUGAUAGGAUUUAUUAUAUACCAUCUGAAGUGUCUGCCUUAGAAGUGUAGUUAAAUGGAAGGAUUCAGUUCAUGAUAAAGAGAACACAGUUGGUUUCAAGUUACUUUUUUUCAGGAGAGUUAUUUUAAAGUUCAAGGAACUCAUAAGUCAUACUAAAUGCUACUAUUUUAUAACUGUAAUUUAAAUUUAUUCAACCUACAUUUCCCAAAGAAGUGAAAGUGAACUGAGACCUCAGAUAAUUACUGUAUUUACAAAACUCAUGUCUUAAAAUAAGGCUUCCUUAUCAGACAUAACUGAAUGUAAACAACCCUUCUUCCACUCUGUAUACAAAAUAGUGGGAUUUUGCAUGUGUAGUUAAGAUUAUUCUUCAAUUGAUAGUGUUAGUGUCUUUGGCAUGUGUAUUCUAAUUGAGUGAGGUGUUAUUUUCAUUCUUUGUGGUAACUGGAUCUUUUUAUGGUUUUCAUAUUGUUGCUUUGUAAAAGAUUUUCAUUUCAGAGAAAAAUAUUCACCUUUAGCAUUUAGCAUACUGACUUGACACUGAUCAUUCCAGCCAAGAAAAAAAUAAUAAAUAUUAAGGAUGGGUAAUAUAUAUAUACAUAUAUAUAUAUAUAUAUAUAUAUAUAUAUAUAUAUAUAUAUAUCCAAAGAGUUCCCCAAGUUCUCUAAUACUUAAAAGAUGCCUGUUAAUACUCCUUGAAAAGAAAAUAUUUGGCUACUUUGGCUAUUCAGAUGUAAAAAGAAAAAUAAUCCAUUUAUGAUUAUUGCUAGCAUUAAAAUUUUAGCUUAAAAAACAAAUGUAUUAGGAUGAAAAUGUGUAGUAAUAAUUUUUUUGUUAAACACGCUUAUUAUUUUAAAUUGGUUGUUUCAACCUUUGCAUUUAAGCCAAAGUUGAGUAUUAUGUUUAAAGAGCCAGUGUUUUAUUACAAAGUGAACAUGAUUUGAGCACAUGUUUGCAGGAAUUGUUCUAUGAUCCUGAAAUAUUUGUGUUUCUUCCGGAAUCCAUUCUACAUGAAUGACCAGAUUUGAAGUUGUCCAGACAGUCUCGUGCCUAUUUUCCUUGCAAUUAUUCCUAGUGCUCAAGUGUUACUUUGCCAUAUGUUGAGGACAUAGUUCUAUGUAGGUACUGAAAGGAAGGAUGCAUCAUUUCUCAUUAUCUUUCUUUUUUAAUGGUCGUAUUUUUUAUAGCCUUUCAAGUAGAGCCCCUUUUAAAUAAUUAUCAGUAGAGAGCUACUCUGAAUUGAAGGUUGCAUGCCUGCUUAAUUCAAGGACACAUAAGGCAUAUAACCUUUUACUGUGAAAUGCGGUCAGAGAGCAGUUGACCAGAGCAGUGAUAAUGUAAUGCUGUUUAUAAUUUUGUGAUUGGUUCCUGAAAUACCUUGGGCAGAUCAUGGAACCUUUCAGUGCCUCAAUUUCUUCAUUUUUUAGAAUGAAGGACGUAUUUGCUACUUACCCACUGAUCUACCUCACGAAACUGUUGUGAGGGGGUUCGGGUGAUGAUUGUGUGCUGGGGUUUCUGCUGGGCUGUUUUGUUUGUUUGUUUGUUUGUACUUGUUUUUUUAAGUAGCACUUUGAAAGUAAAAAGGAUGAUUAUCACAGUAGGGGGUCUUUGAGAAGCUUUAAAGUCCCCAAAGCAAAAUGAACUAAUUAGUCUAAAGUCCCUGAAACCGUGUUUCAUCAUUUGUUCUGUGGAUUUGCUUUGAAAUAUUUUUCUUAAAUAUGAUUUUUGUUAAAAUUUUUCUUCAUACUCAGAUACUAUUGUUGUAAUAGAAGGAUAAAAAGAGAAGAAAUGUCCAAUUUUACAAUUAAUUUUGAUAACACACUAAGCAAAUUGAUAGGAAUGUAUAAAGGAAUUCAGGUAUUUUCCUUUUAAGUUACACUAAUAGAAGCAUACGUUUAUAUACAUAUGUAUAGAUACAUACAUACACACACAUACUGGCUUUUGAGUUACUUCUACAGUGAAUUUUUGUUUCAGUGAUCCAGAAUAUUCAAAUUUUUAGAGUUUCUCUUACGGGAUUUUGUAUGCAACAAUGUAGAAAAGUUACUUCGCUGAGUAAAUUUGUGUAUAGAAGGUAAUGAUUUCAUGCUAGAAGACUGAGUUUAUUUCUGAGGAAUUAAGUUAAUAUUUAUUAAGCUUUGUGUAAAGCAUUGGUAGUAUGUACAAUAUUUUUAUUUUUGAGACACUUAUUAAUAUGUAAUAAUACAGUCACAAAAAUAUUAAUACAGAGUUCAUAUGCUUUACAUGCAAAAUGGUUUUCUUAAAGAAUUAUUUCUGAUACUUUUUCAUGUCUUUCUUACAUGUUAAUAAAUAUUUGAUUAGAAUGAUCUAAAGUUUAGGUUUUUUGAUACAGGGUCUCAUGUAGCCCAGACUGGCCUCAAACUGUCUGUAUAACUGAGAAUGACCUUGAACUUUCUCUUCCACUUCCCAAGUUCUAAGAUUAAAGACAUGUGCCACAGCACCCAAAUCUAUAUUUUUAAAAUAAUUGUUAAGAAUAUUUAACAAGCUAAUAACUCAAAGUAAGUAUUAUAUAAAAAAACUUUAAAUUUCAAGAAUCACUUAUAUAUUGCUAAUUUACUUUUUAAAACUGCAUGAUCAUUUUAUUAAUUAUACAUUUUUAUAAAAGAAUUUUAAAUAAGAAUUAAAACAUAAAGGUAAUUAUAAAUAUUUGCUAUCGUAUCACAUUCAUACAAGAGUUUUAGAAUAAUUUCAUCCCACAAAAGGGUCUCACUUCACGCAAGUGGUGAGACUUAAAGUGUGGGAAGUCCUUAUCAUAAAAACAAAUCAGACUCAACCGCCUAAACACCCCAAAAAGUGUUUUGUUGAUUUUUCUGGCCUCUACCAUUUAAAUUGUCUGAUCUAAAAUUUAAGCAUAUGUGUCCAAAGUAAGUGUAGGUGUGGAAAGUCAUUGUGUAUUUUUUAAAGUUUUUUUUUUCAUCAUGCUAAUGGACAAAUUUCAUUUGUUUAUUUACAGACUUUAUUUUAUAUCUUUAAUAGGUUUAGGGAAUAUUUUUGAUCAUAUGCUGAUUACCAUAUUAAGAGGAAAUAAAACCUAUAAUUACCAUUUAGGCUAUAGUAUGAUUUAUACUUACAAUUUGAAUAGGCCAUGUCUGAAAAAUGAAGGAUGAAAGAAUAUUUGUACUAAGAGACAAAACAUGCCCUUGAGAAGUCCUGGCACACUUAAAUUUUCAAAGUGCAGUGGACUGUAUACAUUGAACUCUCAAAGCUAGGAAGUAAGUGUGUUUAGGGUUGCCUUUCCUUUGUGCCUCCCUCUCCCCCCCUCGCUCCUUCCCAUCUCUGUCAUUUGACUUUCAGGAUGCUGAGGGAUUUUCUCUUUUGUUUGUUUUUAUGUACACAGGUUUUUUGUUUUGCUUUUUGGUUUUUGGUUUUUUUUGGAUGAGCAGUACACUGAAAAGGAACUACUUCUGACUUCAAACCUCAUUACUUGAAACAGCAGCAUUGUACCUAAAGUAGUGAAACAGACUGCUGGAUGAAUGAACAGUGUCUGAAUAGAAGCGUGGUUCAUACUAGCUCAGUGCACUUUCUUUUAGAUGACUAAGGAGGGCGCUGCAGUAAAAAUUAUUUUCACUGUAAAAAAUUGUAUAAAAUGAUUUUAAAAUGCCCAACAUUAAGAACUGUGAGUGCCGGAUGGUGGUGGCGGCGCACGCCUUUAAUCUCACCACUUGGGAGGCAGAGGUAGGUGGAUCUCUGUGAGUUCGAGGCCAGCCUGGUCUACAGAGUGAGUUCCAGAACAGGCUCCAAAGCUACACAGAAAAACCCUGUCUCAAAAAAAAAAAGAAAAAAAGAAAAAAAGUGGGGGGAGAAAAAGAAAACGGAACUCAUAAAAAUGUUCAUGUUUAAAAAUGGAACAAAGGGUUACAGGAGUCUUUGUGAAAUCUGAAUUUUUUUGAUAGUACUUCCAGAUUAGUGGUUUUUUUGUGACUGGAGACUUGGAAGACUAGACAGGUUUAGCCCCAUUUCCAGUUCCUGGAUCUCAGCCCCAUGGUGUGGCCACUACCCUCCUUUCCACUUCGAAGGAAGCAUGCUCUCACCUCUAAUGUCUUACAUAUUAGUCAGUAUAACACAACAACAAAAUGCCAUUUUCAAAGAAUUUAUCCACUGAGAUCAGGUGAAGUAUUGCUAUAAUUUAAAUUUUCCUUAAUAAAGUAAUACUUGGUAUUAUUCUGUCAUUUCUAUCCUAAAAGAUGUUUCGGUUUCUUCCCUAAAAACCUUUUCUUUUGUGAUUAUGUUGAUUACAAAUAAUUUUGUAAAAGAACUUUCUGUGUUUGGUGCAAAAGAGUAGCAAACUGUGGCAGACAUGUCAGGUGAAUCGACAGCACACUGAAGUGCACAGCAUUUGGAGGUGGCAUUAUGGCAGGACUCCACUGUCUUUAUCAAAAGAGAACUGGCUAACAUCUUCCCUAUUUGGCAUGCCAAGUUGGAGGGAAGAGACUGUGUUAUUUAUUUAUUUUUUAAACAAUCCAAUGGAUUUGUUUUUGUCUGUAUUUUGGGAACAACUUGAAGGAUCUUUUCUCAUUUUAGAAGAUAGAGAAUAUAUCUCUCUUAAAUACUAUAACCUAAUAUAUAUAAAUUAUAGCAUUGAAAAUACAAAAAGCUCUAAUUAUUGAUGUUGUUAUUCCCUGGUAUUUAAUUUUUAUAAAUGUUUUUGUAAGUAAGUAAUUGUAGUAUUGCUUUUAAAUAGUUUAAAAGUCAUCCUUAAAUAAGUUCUGAUCCAACAUACUACUUUGAUACAAUAUUCUAAAGUGCAGUACUCUGAUGUGAAUUUGGAACAUGUCUGCAUUUCCUUAGUUUCUUCAUAUGUAUGCAUACACACACAGUACCCAAGAAAAGCAUACCAUAAGCCUAAUUUCCUAUUGCAUUGAUAAAGAGCUUGGUAUUUUGCCAUCAUAUAAUUCAGUUGACUAGAUGAACUAGAACAUAAAUCUUUUUAAAUUAUAUUCAAUCACAAUUUUCAAAAUGGUAACUCUUCAUUUUGGGGGUGCAUGAUGCCAAGUUUAUCUUUAAUCAGCCUUUAUUACUGGAUGUAUAACAAUGGAUGCUUUCCUACUUGUCCAGUAGGUUGUAGAUUUAACUAUUUUUUCUGUAGAUUCUCACUACAUUUUCAAAUCUAUAUUUGGAAAAAACUGCAAAUUGCUAUCAGGAAGUAAGUUAGCAUCUUUGGCCUUAUCUAUGCAUAAUGUUCCUUAAUUUGAUUUUGACAAACUCAUUGACUCACAAUUCCUUUGUAGUAUUGUAACUGACUGUGAUGUAAUGAAUUUUUGAAGUGUUUAUAUGAUUCAUUAUUAAAAUAUAAGAUACAUAGCUUUGCAUGAAAUAAAUUACAUUUCUAUGA